UGGGCAGUUGCCUCGCGCGUUCUUUCCUCUGUCCAUGGUGCUUGUUUUCGCGGAAUGGUCGAGACGCUGAGCAUCGCAGUGAUCGGUGCCCCCGGAGUUGGGAAAACUUCCAUCAUCCGCCAGUUUAUUUAUAAUGACUUUUCCGAGGUUUACACGCCUACCCAGGCCAGGUACGUCUACCGGCCAUCGGUCAUUCUGAACGGAAACAUGUACGACCUGAAGAUUUUGGAUGUCCCGCCAAUUUCCUCUUUCCCCUCCAGCACCAGCCAGGAGUGGAUGGACCUGCGCUGCCGAGGUGUGCGCAACGCCAAUGCCUACAUCCUGGUUUACGACAUCUGCUGUGUGGAGAGCUUUGAGUAUGUCAAGAUGAUCCGGCAGCAGAUCAUGGAGCACAGGGAGGCCAGUGGUAGCGAAGUGCCCAUCCUGGUGGUGGGCAGCAAGCGCGACCUGCAGCGACAUCGCUUCACACCGCGGCGGGCUGUCUCCGUGCUGGUGAAGAAGACGUGGAAAUGCGGCUAUGUGGAGUGCUCAGCCAAGUUCAACUGGCACGUCGUACUGCUCUUCAAGGAGCUGCUUGGCAUCGCUGUGGCUCGUGGCCAGCGCCAGAACCACACCUCCAUCCGCCUGCAGGGGGCACUGCAGCGCAACCGCUGCUCUGUCAUGUGACCUCCAGCAAUGGGCAUCGCAAAUCAGAAGAGCUGGAUAACACCCAGAGGCCUCCUCAUUGCACCAGUCCCCCACUCCACCUUGCCGGAGUGCCAUCUCGCUACGCUCAAGCAGACUUCCAGACACACUGUUGCACUAACGGCUCCACCCUGUCCGCAUCACUUCUACGAGGGCUUAUUGUUGCUCCUCGAGUUGUGUCGGCCAGUGAGCUACACGUAGCAGGCAAGGCAGGCGUGCUGUGCCUUCAUCCCCUCGCCUCACCUGGCUUGAUGACCCCACUGGUCAUCGCUUCACCUAGUAGCCUGGCAACAGCUGCUGGGACACUGCGGCGUACAGUAGGGUCAUAAGCAGGAAAAUGGAAAUAAAAUGUUUCUUAAGCAGUGCAUGCUUUUCCAGGGGACUGUUCAUUUCAUUCAACCUUCUCACUGGAUAUUUUUGGUUGGAUUGUGUUUAACGAUCUAAUUGGAAUUGACAUGAAAAUUCAGGUAUGGUUAUUCUUUUCCUGACCUGAUGCUGCAGCUUGAUAACUUGCAAUGGUAUUUGAUAUUUGAUUGCAGAAUUUUCCGGAAGUCUUCCUCUUACAGUGAAACUAGUCAGACAAACAGAUGAGUGCAGCAUGGCACUUAAAGCCAUUCUGACAAACUGGAAAGCGAUAUAAAUGGGCACUGUGUCAAAAAUAAAUAAAAGACAAGCAGUUAAAGGGAUGUUCAUUUAUGUUCAGGGUCUGGCGGAGCCACAAUGGCAGCUCACAGAACCAGAAUGGCAGAGAUGCUCUCAGGCAACCAAUAUGAGAUUCCACUACCAGUAGACAUAAUGUGCUGGUUUCAGGUGGGAUUGUGGAUAGUAGAACUGGUCCACAUUUCCCAGAUGUAGAUCUGCUUAUCCGGCAGCCGGUGUAUUUCCUAUUCCAAAUACGUCUGCUGGUGAGUAAUGCAAACCCGUCUAACUGUUCACUAGCCAGUUUGAAGCAGGUUAAAAAAUGGGAUAGGGCGGGGUCACUUCACGGCGAUCAACAAAUACCUUAAACUAACACAUUCACCCCAAUAUCCUCUUGAUCGGUCUAUCCUCCGCCCAAUUACAUUUAACCUCAUUACGUUCACGGUAAUGUCCCACACGUAUAUUAUAACACUAGCGUUCGUCGUACAGUGCGUGAAACCACACUUAAACCACAUUACACAAAUACCAAUGUGAACGUGCGCAGCUCCUCACAGAAUAUGCAAAAAUAGUUUUGCGCACGAAAUAUGCCAGCACUACUAAUAUUAGCUGCAAAAUCUCAGUCGCAGUUAAUUUGUAUUCCACCAGUCUCAGAACAGCAUAAUCACCUUCUAAUGCUUUUAACGUUAACAAUAAAGCCUCCCUUUUUAAAAGAGUUUCAGGCCACCUACCUCUAAGAUGAAACAUUAAAUACAGGGGUCUUAAUGUAUUAGUACUCGUGAAUUGUUUUGUUGUGUAUUAGUAGGAUUUUGGUGUGUCGGUAUGUCUACCGAAUUAAAUUUGUGAUGGCAACUCACAGAAAUAGGCAUUAAAUUCACUCAAACAAACAGAACUGUGAUGCGGUAGUAGUACUACUAUCAGCCACUAGAUGGCAAUAGAUGGCUAUAAAACAAUCAUCCAAUGUCGGCGAAACCGCCGUGGGCAGAAGGUUAUGAUCGUGGCCCCAGGGCUUCGAAGCGUUUAAUAUUGGUAAUGAUUUUCAUCUUCUUGGACUGAGGAUAGUGUUUGUGUCAUGUCACGGUUUAAAGGGCUACUAUUUUCUAAAUACGUGAAUAUUUUUAUUUUUGACCUGUGUUUAGGUUUGCGUUUAGGUUUCGUAGCUGUCUAUGUGAUGUUUUGGCACUGAAGAAAAUUAAUAAAAUGUGAGACUAAAAUAUCUUUAAAAUGUGUAUUGUUUUAAAUCUUGUUAAAAUCCAUACAUUCAAUCCGCAUACGUUUUGCGAGUAUGUC
Brienomyrus brachyistius is the source of this 2610-nucleotide messenger RNA. It is a transcript of the gene rasl10a, whose product is annotated as RAS-like, family 10, member A. The record is from RefSeq and is a predicted model, not a curated record. The transcript has 3 exons. The coding region runs from base 55 to 666 and encodes 203 amino acids. NCBI's taxonomy places the organism in Eukaryota, Metazoa, Chordata, Actinopteri, Osteoglossiformes, Mormyridae. Gene Ontology annotation, molecular function: GTPase activity; GTP binding.